GCGGGGCCGAAGGGGGAUGAAUGCGUGAUUGCGUCGCUUUGGCGAGCCGCAAAGGGUCGCGCGAGCCCGCGAGCUCGUGACAGAGUCCAUUCUCGGGUCGCAUUCCGUUCUGCAAUUAGCGUGAUCGCGCGCGCGUCACUCUCGGGAAUUCGCGAUUUUCGAAAAGGCCGAUGGAGCGAAAGUAUCAGAGGGUCGGUUUCGGGGUGGGCGCGUUUCACAAUCCCCCAAGAGCGAAGUACAGCGAGGAAACGAAAAAUCUUAUCAAGCUGUUGAUGGAGGAAUCCAAGCUGUCGAUGCUGCAGAGGAAAACGAUCCAGGAGGCGGUAGACAAGGGCGAGCCCUUACCGCCUUCCAUCGAGAGAACGAAAAAGGCGAAAGAUAAGGCCGCGGAUAGUCAAGUUAAAUUUCCUAGUGCUUGGAGGCGGCGUUCGCAGGACACGAUCAUAAGCAGCGGCGCGUACGAGAGGGAGCAGUACAGGAGGACGGCGCCCUUACUCAACAAGGAGAAACAAAAGCGUCACUUGGCGUGCAUGAUGGCUUACGGGAAGGACAUGCCGGAGACUCCACACGGUCCCAAGAUCCUUCACAGGGCCAAGCGGGAGCCGGAGAUACCUGAAAACGCGGAUUUUCUGGAUGACCUGGCGCAAGGGAUCCGCGAGAGAAUGGAUUUCUUGCACGAUAUGGAGAGUCUCGGAAUGGGGAAGAAGUAUCGGCCCAUAAUACAGCAGGAGAUAGCGCAGAAAAUACGGCUGAUUGAGUCGCUCGACGGCCAAGCGUCCGACGAGCUGCGAAAGGAGAUCUGUGAAGUCAAGCACGAAAGACCGUCACCCAAGCUGUUUCCGCUUACUGAACCGGGAGAGAAUUGACCUUCAUUAUUCAUAUAAUCUGCAUGUGAUGCGAUUACGUGGAAUAGAUCGGAUUGCACGUGUGUCAAAUGUAUAGUCGAUUGUAAUUUUUAUCGUAUUUCAAUCGUCUGAUAAGCCACAAGUGAAUUUUAUAAUAUAGAUAAAAACAUAAAAGAUGAUGCCAAAUAUUAUGAUUCAACUGUCUAAAAUUGUAAACAGAUAAAUUUGUAAGAUUAGAUUUUGAAAAAAAAAUUGUUUUUAUUCUGCAAAAAA
Molecule: messenger RNA, 1118 nt
Organism: Wasmannia auropunctata (little fire ant)
Lineage: Eukaryota; Metazoa; Arthropoda; Insecta; Hymenoptera; Formicidae
Product: UPF0193 protein EVG1 homolog
Exons: 5
Coding region: 171-866 (231 amino acids)
Source: RefSeq, a predicted model, not a curated record